This is a messenger RNA of Ambispora leptoticha, 894 nucleotides long. The record is from the annotation of a GenBank genome assembly. Lineage: Eukaryota; Fungi; Glomeromycota; Glomeromycetes; Archaeosporales; Ambisporaceae.
CAGAAAUCUUCAACAUUAACAGCCAUUGAAACAGAUAUGGAAUCAAAUAAGAGAUCGUUAAAAGAUCUGCUUGGUGGUGAUCUUCAAUGCACAGAAAAUAUGAAAUCUAUCUGCCAACACCAUGAUACAUUAUAUCCUGGUGAAAAUUUAAUUGAUUUACGACCUAAUUCAAACUAUCUCAAGAAACUUCCUUUCAAAAUUUUGGAACCAUAUUUUAAGGCGCUUGAUGACAAAAUUGAGAAUUUAAUUCCAUCCAAUGUACACAAAUUCCUGACAGAAUUUUUUCAGCAAGAUUUAACCGGCGAGGAAUGGCACAUUAAGAUUGAUGAUCUACGCUGUUCAGAUCAGAAUGAUUGGUUAAUGGUAUCAAUUAUACGAAUUUUACGUAGAACAUUACCUCCAUUCUACAUUAGAAAAACCCCACUUAAACUCUUUUGUCCACCCAUGUCUACAAGCAUGUCUCUGUUAGUUUAUAUGGAAGGGUCGAAGCCAAACGCUAAUGAUGACAAAGAAAUUUCGGACGCCUCAAAAAUAUCCCAUAACCUUCGAACCAUUUUUAUAAAUAUAAUAAAAUAUAACAUAAAGUGUAGACGACGAUUUCCCAAAACACUUGCUGUUUUCGGUGGGCAAAGUUUCCGCCUUCGAAUUCACCUACAAUUUUUAGACUAUUGUGAAGGAAAGUUCUGUCUUAAUGAAGUGGACAACGCCAAUCUUCCACGCGACUUCACAGAAAUGGCGGACUUUGUAUUUUUUUAUGAGUGCGUGAUAAAAUGGGCUUUGCUGGCUCGGAAAGUAAAGGAAAGUUUUGAGGAAUCAAGAGCCGAAAAGAGACCAUCGAGACUCUCCUACAUUAAUAGUUUGAAUGUAGCGGAUAUUCUAGAAAAUGGUUGUUGA